GGACAUUUAAUCAAUCAUACGGAAUGAUGAACCUAAGUAAAUCGGACUGGGACUGGGAAACUCGCGAAUGCUCUUGGACAAUUUACAAUCCUGGAAUAGAAAAUGCAGUCCUUCUAAUGUCCAUAUGGAAAAUAAAGUUCCACAACUGCGGAUACAAGUAAGGCAAAUUUCUUUCAAGUUUUAUUUUUAUGCCGUUAUUUAUCAUCAUCAUCAUCAUCAUCAUCAUCCUCGUUGUCGUCAUUAUCAUCAUCAUUCCUUUUGUGUCAGUUCUUUGUCAGUUUGCCAAGUUUAACUUCGCUUUAAAUCAGAAAAAAAUACAAUACAAGCGAAUAAGAAUAAUAAUAAUAAUAAUAAAAAAGAUAAUAAUAAUAAUAAUAAUAAUAAUAAUAAUUACAAACUAAGACGAUUAACUCAAGAUGUUUUUGACUGAGCUUUAUAUAAUUAGUAUACUUUUUUUUUUCAACAUAUACAAAAAAAACGUUUACCGACUAUUUAUACCGUAUACUUGUUUUUGUUGUUGUUUUGUCUUGCUGCUGUCGAUCUAUCAGGAGUUAACGAUAAGCUGACAAAAAAUAGUUACAAUAAAAUUAAGGUAAAUAAGAAACAAUUGAUUAUAUUAGAAAAACAGCAAAUUUGCACGUGCAUCACGCUUUUUUGUGCAUUUCUUUGCCGUUGCUGCACGACUACAAGGUGAAAGCGCCUAAUUUCACGUUUUGUCGAGGAUGUGAACUACAUGUGACAACGCUUUUAUUUUUCUUUUCCUGAACUUCGACGGCAGUCUUUUAGAAUUUAACUGCAGAUAAUUUGACAACAUUUGACGAAUUGAACGAGUUGGAAUAAGCGUGAUAAAGUUUGAAGUAGCUCGAAUUCACUUUUUAAGUGACGUUUUCAUAGCCGUCGCCGUCGCCAUCGUUGCUGCUUGAACUCCGUAAUAAUAAUCUAAAGAUACGCCGUUUGUUUAUAGCGACGAAUAUGCUACGAUACUCAAGGGUGACCAGGAGGCUCAAACUCACCGGGGAUGCGAUCCUCUACGCCUGGAUAUGACAACAGUACCGUUCGGAGAUUCAAACUUCCUUAAAGCAGAAGUUCGAAUACAGAAUCCGCAAAGUCGAGUGUGGACUUCUUUCGUAAUUGUCAAAGGAGGCCUUGAAUCAGGUGACUAAAUUAGUGUUUUGGAUACAUUUCUGUUCUUUUCCACAAGUCUGGUAAACUUUGGAUACCCUUGAAGAAAAAAAAAAUCCUCCUGAUACUUACCCUUAAGUUACUUGAGCUUUAAAAUACGCCUAUUUUUCAAAACCACAGGAGUUUGCAAUUAGUAAUACGUCUCCGUUAUAAGAUAAUGGCAUUUUUCACAUGCUCCGCUCGCAUGUUUAACGGUGUUUUUCCUCUUUCGUUGUAGCUCUUGAUCCUCCAACGGAAUCUUGGAGUUUAACAGCUGAAGCGAGUGGCAAAAGUCUCCUUGUAAACUGGAGCUCCUUCCCAAGUGAUUUAAACGUCGUGUACUUCAUAGUUUCUCUGAAUCAAACACAAAUUCAUGAAAAUAAUGAUCAUCAUUAUGACCACGAAAACUACAAUCCUAUACGCAUGCUCAGGUUUUUUAACGUUUCGGAGACGGAGGUCAACGUAUCAGACAUUCCUGCAGCCACAGAGUUCCAAGUUGUCGUUUAUCUCGUGGCCUUAAAUAAUGAUAUCUACAAAAGUGAAAGACUCACCAUUAAAUCUGCUGAGGGUGGUAAGAAAUUAAAGUUUUUUUAUACAUCUUCGUAAGAUAUUCGAAGCCAAGCGGUUGUCUGCAAUAUAGUUGUGGCUGCUGGAAAUCGAUAGAAAUAUCAAAAUGUCGUACCCGUUCGAUUUAUCAAUAGGCAAUUUCACAAUUCGUUUGGGCGCCAUUAUACCCGAUACCACUGAGUUGUAGAAUAUUUUAGAAGGAGCUACUCACUAUGUGAGCACAGUUACUAACGAGGGAUAGGAAAACAAAGGGAUAGAAAAAGGAGAAAAGUAAAUGCAAUACACCAAAUAACAAAUUAAACGCUUGGGGUGUUAGAUACUAUUCAUAUUUUGGCCAUCGUAAGAUAUUCCAAUUGUGCACUGAGUCAGCAACUAGUUGCGCAAUACCAUUAUUGGUUUCGCUCAAUUUAACACUACAAUAGAUUGUAGAAUAUUUUAGCACAAGCAACCCACAAUUUGAGUGCAUGCAAUUAGUGACAAGACGUAUUGAUUUCGAUCGAAGAGGAUAGACGGGGAAUUGUUUUUGCAGGAAAUAUCUAUGGUUAAAUGCAAUUCCAAAAUAGUUUUGUUUCCAUGACAUCUAAUACCAUACAACUGCAGAACAUAUGGAGGAGGAGGGGGAGGAAGAGGAGGAGGAGGAGCCACCUACAGGCAGAGUGAGCAACCUUUCUGACAGGACAUAGGAGUUAGGAGUACAACCCAGAGUAUAUGCAAGAUGUCAAAAAAGAAAGAACUAAACGGGCGACAAUUGUACUAGGUUCUGAAGAGCUGCAAAGCUAAUGAACUAAACGAAAAGUUCAACUUAUCAUAAGUAUAUCUGAUAAAGUAUGUUUGCAGACUGCCUUAAGAUAUUUCUUAUAGUCUUAGUUUAUUUGAUCUUGCCAACUGUCGUAAGAGUACUUAACUGAUAGAUUGAUAGAUAUUAGAAAGAGUUUUUCGCACACUCUUAAAGUUACAACAAAACUACUUGGAUGAGUCUUGCCACUCUAUUACCAGGAUUGUGUUCUCGAUCCGUAAUUGCUCUGACCAGCUGUGCAUGGUUUUGCAUAAACAAGAACUGAAGGGCACCUUGUGAUGGUGAAAGGACAAAGAAAAGUAAAAGCUACGCAGCUCACUGCUUGCCAUUACUUCAGGGGUUGCUUGUUAUAGUCUCUAGCUGUUUCAUUACUUGUAACUCUUCCCUAUUUGUUUAUUUUCUUAUCAAGUACCCAGUGAAGCACCUUAUAUCCACGACUGGAGACAAGACUUUGAUGCACGCAGCAUUUCAUUCCGAUUAGAAUCCAUUCAAGAGCGCAAUCGUGGAGGAAAAAUACUGGGAUAUAAGCUGAGAUAUCAUCGAUUUGGGAGAUCAGGCGAGACAUUAUACCAGGACUUGGACGUGAACACUGAGCAAGUUACUUUGAAUAAUUUAAUUCCCGGGAAGGUUUACGUUAUUUCCAUUUCAGGAUACACAAGCGCCGGAGAGGGAAAAACCAGAACAGUCUCUGCUGCGUGUAAGUUUUGUAACCUCCUUCGCAAGGUCCUUUCCCUCUCGGUGUAGGGAGGCCGAGUGUUUGUAGUCUUAUAAAUAACUACGUAGGCAGCUGCUCGUCUCUCGUUUUCCAUGUUUACUUCGUAGAGUAGACAAGAGAAGGGAGGAGAAACAAAAAAAAAAUUAAAGCCCUGAGAAAGAUGAAACACAAGAGGGUUUUGCUUGGCUCAAUUGACAGCCACUGUUCGGGAAAAAGAGCCCGCACUAGUAUCAAAGACCUGGCUCGGGAGAAUGGCAGAAAUGGAACCUAAGGUUUAACUUGCGUCAUGAAUGCUAUAUAUACGUAGGUUCCUUAUGUUACUGCUUGUGCUCAUGUGUUUCUCUUAUAUAUGCCUUACUUCGUCUUAUGCAUAUCCUUGCAAAGUAACUUGAACCAAUCCUUACGUUUUCGAUAGCCACCAUUAUCCACCAUGUAAAAAUAACCUACAUUGCAUUAUUUAUGUUCACAACGUAAGCGCUGCUUCCAAAACAUCCGUAACGUGUUUUCUUUACGGUUUAGGUCAAAAUUAAUAUCAAGUUAAUAAUAAUAAUAAUAAUAAUAAUAAUAACGAUAAUAAUAGUUGCGUUCGUAGAACGCCAUCAUAAAUUUGUUAGCGCCGUCCUGGGUACGAACGAUAGGAUACAAUACACAUGACUUCUUUCGACCAAUACUGGAUGAUUGUUGAUCAACGUGACUGGAUCGGUAUAAUAUAUAUAUACAGGAAACUUUCAAAGUGUUUCUUGAUCUGUUUUCCUUCUUAUGCUCAAUUCAAGGUUUUCCUGAUGCUUGCGAAGUCGCGAAAAUCAAGUUUUAAUGAGAACAUAGGUGAAUUCUGCUCUAUUAUUAUUAUUGUUGCUUUUAUUUUAUGGCGCCUUAGAUUACUUGGAUAUAGUUCGAAUUCAGGCAUAUGCGAUAAAGUGCGUUAAGAGAGCAAAUUUUUGGUGUACACGGCGUACAAAAAAUGUUCUUUCGACUUUCGACUAUCGUUUAGUUACUUUAAUAAAUUAAGGUUCAUGAAUUGGAGAGUGGAUCUUUCAACCUUGAGUCACAUCUUAAGCCCUUUCGAUGAUUUGAGUAGAUAAUAAAAACCGCAUGCAGCGUUCAAGUUAAAUAACUAUUGCUCGAGCCUUUGCCGAUAACACCGCACUUUAUUUAUUUAAGUAAUGAUUUAGAAAGUUAUUAAAAGAACUCUACAAUAGAAGCCUGUAAAAAUAUAUGGUCUGCCCCUCAGGCAAGUUAAGGCAUCGGUCGAAAGGCUAAAAAGACCCCCCACAGCGACUGCAAGGAUCAUUUUUAAUGACGUAGAAGGAUCUAAGUAAAGGGUUCCACAAAGAUAUGAUAAGACAUAUCUAACUAAAAAAGUUUUGGAAAAUUCAUCCCAAGCAUCACGUGACAUUCCUUGGACCAUGACGUCACAAAACCUGUUUCUUUCAAACGGGGUAAGUUGUUAAAAAAAUACUUGCAACAUGGAUUGAGUUAUUUAAGUCUUUUAUAAGUCACGUGACAUGUUUUUUAUUAUUUUGUAAUCCUUGCUCGACCUAUGCAUACACGCAGGGCUAUUUCUUAAUAUCCAGGCUAUGGGAAAAAACACUGGUGCCUAAAAAUAUUUGCUGCUCUUUCAUUUCCUUUCCCCCGUUUUAAUUUGAACACUUUGAACGUUGACGAUCAUUUGCAGGUCACGUGACUAAUAUUUCAACAAUGAAUUUGUCACACAUUGUUAAGGCCACCGAGUUAAAACUAUUUGCCAAGUUUCAUGACGACUGAUCAAAACAAUCCGUCUCAAAUGCCUCUUCGCCAAAUUAUGCAAAUUAUGAGGUGACCCAUGCCUUAACAUGCCUGAGCCGGAAAUAACUCGCUUCGCAUAUCGAACACACUCUUUAAUCUAUGAUUACCCCUAGUUAAUAGUAUAAAAGGGGAAGAGAUGGUACCCACUUACACGCCAUUUUCCACAGGUAAGAUAUUUUAGAUUCGUUCCCAGACUGUAGACCCCAAGGGGAUUAGACAACAGCUAAACAAAUGGCACCAAUAUUACGCGUUCACGGCCUACGCUCAUAGCUACGCUCCCCUUACGUUUUAUCAUGUAUAUUUACUUCCUUUUUUCCCUCAAUUUGUUUUGUCUCUUCACCAAAAGAGACAAGAGAGAUUGAGGAUCAAUCUAGAUUAAAUCGAAAUUAACCUGGAAUCAGAUUUGGCUUUUAAAGUUUACACAUAAUCUGUCACGCACAAAAAAAUAAUUAAUUUUUCUACUUGUGUCUUAGUAUGUGGUGGUGUAAUAAAUGCACAGAUGGGAAAUAUUUCAAGUCCUGGCUAUCCUAAUACUCCAUACAGGCCUGAAGACCAACAUGACGACAAUAUCCGCUGUCACUGGAGACUUCGACCUCCGACCGGGUCGUAUAUGAUGGUGACAUUAAAGAACUUCUUUCUUGGCCGCAGAGAAUGGAAUUAUUGCAGGUCAGUGUUUAUGUACAUGUAAAGCCUUCUUCAAUGUCCCUUGAAGAGAAUGUACCGGAGUAUAAUACAUGGUGAGCAUAUUAAGUAAGUUAUUAAGAAUAACUUUCAUACGGCAACCCUUCAGACACGAUGCAACAGUUUUGCAGGAUUACCUUAUUAUUUUGUUGAAACUUGUUGUUCUAUUUAUUUAUUUUUUAACCGAUGGCUUAAUACAUGAAUAAACAAAUAAUUUUACCGCCCUAUUUUUCAGUGGGCAACUUAGAGUACACUUUCCUGAUCGCGACUGGGACGAAAGCAAGAGUAUGGAAUUUUGUGGAAAAGAAACGAAUUACUCCAUUCUCAUAAAGAACCGGGAUGUUGAUAUACAAGCCUGGGGAUUCCAUUACCAUCGACAUGACGACGAGUUUAGGAAAAAUAAUGGUACCAAGUUUCUAGUCGAAUUUAAGGCUUUCUCUGAAGAAGACUUGACAGGUAACGUUUAAUCUACAUUUUUAACAGUUGUUUUUCAAAAUUUGCGUUCAUUCUAUAAAAAUGUUUUAUUUCUAUUCUUAAUAAUUGAGUUCUUGUAUCAAUUAUACUAAAUUUAGCAUAUUUUAUCAAGUUUAUUACAACUGUUAUUAGUAGAUACACACUCAGUGAUCUUGGUGAUUCAAGCAAUCCGAUUGGUUCGUUUUUUCGGACUAUGACGUAACAUUUACCACGCUAGACGAGGUGUUUUGCCAAAGUUUCAGAGUAAGGACUUGUUGAACAUAUAAGAAAAUGCCGAGUGUAGUUGUGUUUGAAGGUAGGAAAAGACAUUAUGGUGUUUUUUUCACUGUUUUGUGAACUCGGGAUUUCCUCGAAAGACGAAUUGAAAUAGAAAUCAAUUUAUGGGGAAAAAAAGGAAAGCAAAAUUUUCGCAAAUUUUAUUGCCAGCAAGUUAACAAGGCAAUGAACACCACAGAUAAACAACCCUCACCUCGAUCGUAGCCGCUGUUGACAGCAUUUGCACGAAGCGACCAAAACGAAAAAAAAACUUACUCACGGUGAGUUGAAAGAAGCAUAAAGCUCCGCGUCUCUUCUAAGUACUAAUUCAAACUUUGGAUAUUUUCUUUUAAACCACUGAUGCAAAAGCUUACAAAAAGAUUAAGACUAUGAUUUGCCGUGUUUGAAAAUAAUGUAAAGUUCUAACGUUUGCGCAUGUACUGUUUACGGCUAAGUUAACGCGUGAAUUAACUCGGUAUUUCAACUUAAAUCGCUUUUUCAGGUUUCCUUUCUAAUUCUCUCGGGAUCACUUCCUGUGUAUAUAGUAAUUUAAAAACAAUCAUUUUUUUUUCAAUCUCGGCAAAUAGUGCCCUUAGGAAUAUUUAUCUCGAUUUCAAAGGAUAAUUGUUAAAUGUGUCCAGGUUUUUUAGUGACCAAAAAUACGUGGAUUUUUAAAUAACGGGUUUUGUAGCUGAAAACGAACAAAUUCAAAAUGAAGAGAUGGUGUAUGGCUCCAAUUUCAGUAAUUAAUAUCGUAAAUAUCAAUAAUGUGUUAGCGGAACUAUAUUACCAUUAAGGUGUCCUUCGCUUUAUGGCUACUUUUCAGGAAAAAGAGAUGAAAUUUGGCUUCUGCGAAUAAAUUUAACAACAUGACGCCACAAUGGCGUAGAGAGACCGGUCUUAUUGCUGGUUUUCAGUGUCACGCCAUUCAAAAUCGAUCGAAAUCAAAAUAAAAACCGUUCAAUAGUUUCAUGCCAGAAUCUGGGAAAUCAAAGGAGGUAAAUAUACAAAGACCCUCGCCAAGAUUCGGGUCAGAGGAAUAUUUCUUACAGAGAUAUCCGAAGAAAUGUUUUACUUAAAUUUAAAGGAAUUUGUAAGAAGACGCCAUGCUGGUGCCCACCUGGAUGGACACCAACAUGGCGGACGGAAACCAACAGAAACAUCUGUUACCUAGUUUUGCUACAAAAACGUGAAUUUAUCCCUCGAGGAACUCAGAAACAUCAAAGUAAUACUUUUUCUGAUACAUUAGCAGUUUAAAUAGCAAAAUUCCCGGAAAUAAGUCACUUUUUUAAACCUACAUUACAGCUCUCUCGGCCGUCAUGUAAAAGCCGCGUCACGCAAAAGCUUAGAAAUUUAAGCGUACUUUAACAUAAAACAAGAACGCUUUUGAAGUGAAAAUUUGUGUGAACGAUAGUUUUCAGCUGCUCUAAUACAUGAUAAAAGUAAAAUCUCAGUAGGAUCGAUAGUUUUGUAGUUUGAAUUUUAGUGACGUCAUGUGACAACCAACAAUAUGAAACACGUGCUAAAUGAAUUCAACAACUCGAUUAUUCUAUUCUCCUCUUCCCAUCAGGGUCAGUGUUAGGAGACUGGGAAGUAACAAUAACAAAUGUUACCAAUUCGUCAGCACUCGUGUCGUGGCCCCCGCCCCCGAGUAGCUUUGCGGGUGGAGCCACUGUUGAGGGGUACCUUGUAAUUGGCGAUCAAGCUUCAAGGGAAAUAUACCAUCCAACUUGGUUAUCGGCAUCUCAAAGUGCUCACCUCGUUGAAAACCUGCUUGCACGAACGAACUAUACUGGUAAAAUCGUGGUCAUUCUAAGUAAUGGAACGCGUGGCAGCACAGACUGGAAAAGUUUUCAAACUAAAGAAGGAAGUGAGUGGUUAAUUUUACAUUAAGAGUUUAUUAAAUUUUAUGCAAUUCAAUUCACUUCGGUGAUUCUUAACCAAUGAACAUUAUUGAGAGGCUAAACAGUCAAGAGCAAAACCUAAACAGCUGUUAAAGAAGUGAUGAAGUGAAAAACCAUCGUUACUUAGUCCUGCACAUGCUACGUGAGAACUUUAAGGCUCAACUAUAUAUACUUUGUCAUAAUAGAGUGAAACGUAAACAUCUGUUAAAGAAUUGAGGUGAAAUAAUAUCUUUUUCGGUCCUGCUUAGGUUGAAAUUUUACUUCAAGAAUUUUAAAAGAAGGCUCAGUGUUAGGUUGCUUAGGUUGAAAUUUUACUUCAAGAAUUUUAAAAGAAGGCUCAGUAUAUACUACUUCGUUAUAAAAGAGUAAAAUGCUCGCAUUUGACUAUUGGUACAUCUAAGUAAUGGGUAUUUAAGAACGAUGGAAUGCAGUUUGAAGAAAAAAAAAAAAAAAAGUCUCUUUUAUCCCAGGUCACUUUGUUUCAAUAUGGUGAUUACCUAUGAGGUCUCCGUUUAUGACUUGCAUUGUCAAACUUGGCGCCACUGUUUUCGGGGAGCCUUUGAUUUUGGAAUAUUUAAAGUAUGAUUUAUCUUCUUCUUCCCAGUUCCAUCUAGGAACCCUCGCAUUUACGAGCGCAAAGCCACCGACUUCAGCACUCUUUGGAUCAGGUGGGAAAAGUUGGAGGAAAGUGCAAGAGGAGGAACUCUUUUAGGAUAUCGAGUCCACGUGGAAGAAAACUACCAUGGUGGUUAUAGACCCAUAAACUUGUUUUUCAAAGUUGUGACUGUGGGCCCUGAUGAGUUUGAGUAUAACAUAACAGGACUCCCACAGUGGACUGAGUUCCAGGUGUGGGUUACAGCCUACACAGCAGCUGGAGAAGGAAUCCAGCAGAACAAAGAAUGGAUAAGAACAAGUAAGUCAUUAUUUUCGACUUGAAUGCUUCUUAAACAAAAACAAAUCAAAUUGGUAAAGAACUCUAAAAUAUUUUGUCAGGUUAUUUUUUAUAUUGUCCUCGAUAGCGAUACUGGUUGUUCCUGGCGAUUUAUGGUUCCGACGCGCUGCGCUCUUGGGCAUACAACGCUGUAAAAACACUUUUUGUAAUAUCAUUUGUUACAGUGGGAACCUCAAAUGUUGGUUAUAAUUUGGAUAAUGUAUUACGAAAAGCACAAAAGUGAUUUAUAAUUAACUACUUUGAUAUGGACAUCAUUUUGUAUGUUGCUCCAAAAGACUGAUUGGUCAGUCAAUUUACCAAGUAAAUGGAUUUAUUUAUGGUUGUUAAUAUGGGAAAGGUCAUCAGGAAAAACUUCAGAAUUUAUUAGUCCCUUUGAAAUUGGUUCACCCACCUGAUAAACUCGUGAAAAACAACAACAACAAAAACAACAACAACAACAAACAAACGGAAACAAAAAAUACAUUCAUUCUCAAUUUGCUUUUUGUAAUGGUCAAAACGGGAGCCGCAGUGUUUUAUCAUGGUUACAAAUUUGAGCGCCCACCAUGCGCAAAAUUUUAGAUUUUUUUAAGCCUGGUAGGCAAUUAUUACUUUUCGCUGUAAAUAUUAUAUGUUGAUUCUUGUUUGACACUGUUUUCAAAACAAAAAAACAAAAAACAAAAAAACAAAAAUGUUUGUAGAAAAUAUUGUAUUCGCUCUUGAUACCUUUUGUUAUAUUACAGAACUAGUUAGUAGACCAUUUUGAUGGUUUCUUUACUUUUCAUCUUAGAAUGCGGUUGGUGGUUGAAUAGCACUACCGAUUUUAUUCGAAGUCCCGGGUAUCCUAACGAAAUGACCUAUUCUGAGUGCGUCUGGUACAUCCAGUCGAGAAACAAAAGUGUCCUGUUGUGGUUUGUUCAUGCUGAUAUUGAGCACGAUUGCGAGUAAGUUAUUUUAAGACGGAAUCCACCAGGAAAUUGAGUAAUUUUAAUUCACUCAGUGGACAAAAAUCGUGUACCCGAAUAAUUUAAAGAAUAUUACAUUCUCUUUUACAGUUUUCAAGGGCUAAAGAUGUAAUAAAUCAUCUAUAGUAACACCAAAGAAAAUUUAUAAUGGAAGUCCGAGAAAAUAAAUGUCAAAUCUCACAAGAAUUGUGAUUAUGCCAGGUAAAAAUCUAAAAAUUUCAUGUGUAAGAAGCAAUUUUGUGAAAUUUGACAUUCAUUUUCUAGGGCUUACAUAAGAAUAUUUUUUUGGGUGUUACUACAGAUGACUUAUUACAUCUUUAGCCCUUAAAAAAUGUAAGAAAGAAUGCAAUGUGCUUUAAAUUAUUCUGGUACAAGAUUUUUGUCCACUGAAAAUCAAAAUUACUCAAUGUCCUGGUGGAUUCUGUCUUAAUAAUUAAGACAAAUGUGUGAGGUUCAGAUUAAUUAAACCCUAUUUACAUUCUAUUCAUUUAAGUGCUUUCCGAUGUCGUCGUUUUAUGCAUGUCGCUAUCCACCCUGCCAACAGAGCCUUUCUUUGGCUUGCUAAAUUUUGGCGUCCAUGAGCGAGUAAGAUCUUUUUUGAGCAUGCGCAGCAUGUUGCUAUGAUAUAGUUUCCAAUCCAGGUCUAAUAGCCGUGCGCUUGCUACAGUGGGCUCGGCUACGACCAUAGGUAGUUAUUAAUAAUAAGAUGCUUGGAAGAAAAAUAAAACAACGUAAAUGAAAAAAAGAAAGAAAGAAAGAAAACGAGAUUGAUUAGUCUAGAAGUUUGGGCCUCGGCGACCUCAAAGGUUGGACAUUAUUCAAGCAGAGCUGCCUUUUCUCCUCCUUACUGAAGAAGAAAAAAGAGGCUUUGCUCGUAGGAUGGUCGUUAUGGAGUCGAUUCAGUUAUUACAUCAUUUUUCAUAAUUUAUGCGUCGCAAUUUUUGAUGGCACGGUUUUCAAAUUAAUCAAAUGGGUAGUUUGCAGGCUUUCAGGAUGUAAAUAGGAUUACAACCGAUAUAAAUAAUGCUAGGUCACAUUACAUGCAUGUGUCUGGGAUUAUCAAUUACGGUGUCACUGGCUUCAGCGUUUAAAGAAAUAAAUCAUAAAGAGUAAUUCAACGUACGUAUCCGGCAAAAGCAGCCACUCCUCCUCGCCUCUCGCCAAUGGAGACGUUUCGCGAGGAGAAAGGAGCGGCUCAGUUCUUUCGCAGGCUAAAUUCAAAGAGUCUUGAUUUUUAAUCCACAGGCGCCAUUUUGUGGCUGUUGGAGAUGAUAGUGGUGUUGAACCAAAAAGAUGGUGCGGCGUCACCUUUGAACAUAAACCUGUCCUCGUGCAAGCGCACAGGGUGCCUUUACUCUAUGAGAGUCACAAUCAUAUCAGCGAUCAGAAAAAAGGAUUUGAAUUGGUUUAUACAGUGUUAAAUGAAUCUACAUGGGAAGGUAGGUAUAUGCGUAACCUUUAUUUACUAGAUAUCUUAGGGUGCAACUCCAUGAAAAUUGAAACGUGUAUGGGGGAAUAAAAGGACGGGAAGACAGGUUAUCACUUCCAAAAUGAGAGUUGUCUCCCCUUCAAAAUACUUUUUGCAAUAUUUUCUAUACCUGUCCAACAUCUAAAAGGUAAUCACAUGACUUUCCAACGAUGAAAAGAGCAAGAAAACGAAUAGGAGAGUUAUAAAGAAUCUAUUUCGAAAUGUCCUGUUUACGAUAUGCCCAGAAUACAUUCAAGAAAAUUGACGUUUAAAAAAGAGUUCUCAUAGCCGAGGAUAUUCCCUACGAAAUCGUGAUAACGAUUUCACACUGGUAUUCCAUAAAAUACCCCUUGCAAAGGAACGCUUAUCAUUAGAUGAAAAAUGCUUUGCGUUUUUUAGUAACAGAAAUAAUCAGAAAUGAUAUAAUCACACGAUCUGUAUAGUUAAUGGUUAUUUAUAUAUAUAUUUUUAGCUACCCUUGUGCCAAACUGGAUCAUAUUUAACAUCACGAAGAUAGAUCUUGACAAGGUAGUAGUUGAGUGGCAUCAUCAUCCACCAGUGACGUAUCCGCUCGAAUUAUUUGCAUAUGCAGUGGUUUGUACACCUACCGAUGGAAAGCUAGGUCCAACCCUCACAACUGUUCGUGGGAAUAUAAACAGAACGGAAGUACAUCGUCUGAGACCCGGAACUAAUUUUUCCGUGGAAAUUGUUGCCUUAAUUUAUAACAAUCAAACGGAGGAGAUCACUUUAGAAAGAAGUCAGAGCAAAGACUUGGAGACUGACGAAGGAGGUAAAACGAUCUUAGUUCUUAGCGUACAGUGUACUUGCAUAGGUAGGGUCACCCUAGCCUCCUAGUCGGGGCAAAUUUUCCGUUUCUCUAUGUAAACACUUCAGUUGUCGAGCCUAAAUAAUAUAUUUUAUAAGAAUAUCAAGGCUUGAAUUUGCAAUAUCUUAAGAAUAUGAUAAGAAUAAACCCAAGGCUGAAAAAAAUAUAAUUUUGUGUGCUGAAAAAUCGUGUAACUUAACCGUGAAAUGAUUUCUUUCUCUUAUCGGCAAAACUAGACGCCAAAACGGAAAACAACGUGCCAUUGCCAUUAAUUGCAAUUUAUACCACAAUACAUUCUAAAAAGGAAAAGUCAGGGGCUACAAUUCAAUUUAACAAUAAUACAAGAAUAUUUUCAGCCUAAAAUCGCAAGAAAAAUAAUAAUAUUCAGCCUGGGCCAGAAAAACAAAAUCAUUUUAAAAAGAAAAGAGUGUGCCAAGUUCAGUUCUUUUUACUCGAGGUUGCGUAGCGCCGAGAGUCAUAAUCUGCAAGCCGUUUUUCUUCUUCGUAUUUAAGACACAAAAGGGAGGUCGGUCUUCCGGGCGUUCCUAGCGGAGACCUCGGAAACUGGGAAUAAGAAUGGUGACGACUUUCAUUGUAUGCAAGUGAGACUCGUGGUGAGCAUAUGGUUUAUUCUCGGCGAUGAUUGAGGUGAUACGCGUAGUUGAUCACGUUCCGUAAUUUUGCGUAGCAAUAAUGUAAUCUUUUCCCGAAUCAAGACCCUUGAUUUUUGUGUUUUCAUACUCGCGUAUUGAAAAGCAAAUUCCCUGAAGAAUACUCGACGGUCGAUAAAGUAGGACGGGAAAAUAUUAUACCGGAGGAAAUCCUGUUUCGUGGUGUAUUGAGGCAUUGCUUUUCUCAGAAUAUUGACGCAAUUACUGGAACUCUACAGUUAAAUAGAUUCGAUAUUGCAGAUUCAGCUUGUUGUAUGUAUUUAACUGAUAGAUUUUCGUAGUUGUUAAGUUGUGAAGUCGCGUUGUACUUUAUAAAUACCUGACAUAUCAAUUAUUUAAGCUUCAUCGCGCACUCUAUUUGUAAUACUAAUCGGCCAAUGGAAACUACUGGUCUACAAAUUAAACCAGUCUAUUUUUUUUUGGGAAAUGUGUAUUAUGUUAUUUUUCAUACUGACGUCUUCAUUGAUGUUUCCUUGAUGUCGUAGAUUUGCAAGGUCUCGAUCUUGGCCUCGUGGUAUUGCCUGUUAUUGUGGAAGAUUGCUUGAAAUUACACCAUUAUUGCAUAGACAUAAUUGGAAAUUUUCACUUUAGAUUUAUAGACUUUAACGAUUGAACUAUAAUCUUUUUUCCAAUUUAAGUUUAAUCUGACUAUUCUAUGUGCCUGCACACUGGCUUAUUGAGAAUUUAUCUCCUCCUCGUUUCUUAUCUAAUCUCCAAUCAACCUCGAGUUAACACUUCAAGGGUGUCUUGUUCAUUGUAGUUCCAUCGGAACGUCCCAGUAUAGAAAAGGCAAAUACCUACCUCGACGAUUCCACUUUCUUCUAUAUCACGUGGAGGCCAAUUCCUCAUGACAAGUGGAACGGUAAUCCCCGUGGAUACAAAGUAUUUUAUCGGGCUGGCGAUACAGGAGCAUUUCACUCAAAAUCAGUCCCACCAGAUGUCCUUGAGGCAAAUAUUACGAUUGAGAGCGGCCCAGCACCUUACGAAAUCAGGGUGGCAGCCUUUACCAGAGCUGGAGAUGGACCGAUGAGUGAUCCCCGAGAACGGCGAGGUACCUUUGAGAGUAGCCUUGUUUCAUUUAAAUGAAAUGCUUUUGAUUAUAAUUCAUAAUGUUAAACGUAGGCUCUUUCUAGCGAUGCUCACAUGCAGGUUCUAGGUAUUCAACUCUUCCUUUUUCCUAUGAAUCUGAAGAAUCAUUGAUCAUAGAUUUCAAGUGCGCGCAAUUUAGCUGUAGAAAUAUUUUACCGUGCUCUUUGAAAACUAGACUUUGUAGAAUGGGUCAACAAUGGGGUGUUGUGAAACAAGAUUCUUGAGACCAAAAUUAGUUAGACUCAUAACAUAUGACUAAAAGACAGACAGACCGCGGAUUCCCAAUGUGGUUUUUUGUGGUUGCGUCGUAUUAUCAGCUUCCUUCAAAUUAUAUUUUUUCAUCUUAAAGGCAUGUGUUUUAGAGAUUUACCUGUAGGAUAAUUAUAAUCGGAGGUAUUUUCUUUUAGCAGGGGCUGAUUUUCUAUUAGACUCCAGUUUGCCAUCAGGGUCUUUUUAAAACCUUGUACCGCAUUGAUUACCGUUAAACUUGUUUCUAUAGAAUUUGUAUCUCAAGGAGCCUUCAUUAAUAUUCGAAUAAAAAAUAAGGAAAGAAUGGGGAAAUUUCAGCCAAAAGCUCGCGGCAUAUUGCGAUUACUUAACUGAUUGGUUUUUCAGCAUACCAAGCUGACGUUAUUGGAAGAAUCGGUGUAUUCACAAGUCCUGGAUUCCCACAGACCAUACCUGGAAAUUUGGAGUGUUACUGGGGUUUCCAUCCAGUCUAUGUUCCUCAGCGCUUCCGGAUGGUGGUGGCUUUUGAGGCGGUCUACCUUAGGGAUUCCGAGGGAGCUCCAAACUGCACGUGAGUAGAACUCGUUUUUGAAUAAACUGUUUUUUCAAAACAACUAGGAAGCUUAUUAGCCUGCAUUGCAGACGUUUUUAGGGCUUUGUCACGCGUUCCAGGCUUUCGCGAGAAAGGGAGGAUUGUGUGACGAACCAAAAGUUCGUCUGCGCGGGAAGCUAAAAGCUUAUAAAAAGAUAGAAAGCUUAGCAGCAAGUCACACCCAGAGCACACGUUCUCGAGCCUCCCGUUUUAUAUAUCUUUUUUCCUUUGAUUCUAUUUCAGAAAUUUGCAAAAUGAUUGGAUGGGCGUUGCUCGCAUUAACCCUUUGAGGUUCAUAUCUGGCCCUUUCUGUGGAACCUACCGUCCCUUCGCUGUGCUUUCCUGGGAACACACAACCGAUACUCCUUAUAUGGGCUUUUUCACAGGCGAUGGACCAGCUAAUCGAGGCUUCAAUGCCACUUACUUUGUUGUCUUUGAUGUUUCAAAAAUGAGUAAGUACUGUAACUCUUGUGUAUUUAUUUAUUUUUGUUUUAUAGCCAAUGCUUCCUUACCUAUUUUCUUCUUCUAUGUUGUAAAUAGUGUAUAAAUGAAGCUCAAUAGUUUCCAAAUUAGGGCUGAAUUACACCAUAUGAACGAAAAAUAAGUAAACUGCAGAAAUGCAAGGGGUCAUUAUUGCAAUGGAUAGCUCAAAAGCAAUAUAAGAACUCAUCUGGAGGCACGAUCAGGUUGCGAAAGUUCUUCUUUAGAAACGCUGCCAAAAUUACGAUCUGCAGUCCAAUGAAACUUGGUACGAUCAUUCUCCAGAGGCAGUAAUGGAAAAUGACCAAGUGAAGUUACUGUGGCAUUUCAAAAUUCAAACAGACCAUCAAACAGACCAUAACAGGCCCGAUGUAGUCGUACUACAAAAGGCAAGCAGAGUGUGCCAAAUCAUCGAUGUGGCAUGUCCUUUUGAUAUCCGAAUUGCAGAAAAAGAACGAGAGAAGACUGACCACUACCAGGACUUAAAAGUAGAAAUACAAAAGAUGUGGGGGAUAAACGAUGUUGGGGGACUUGGGCCGGGCAGUUACCAAAAACUUGAUGUUAUGGGUUUCUAAGAUAGGAACACCUGGGAUCUUGAGCUUACUCUAGAAAGCCUGUUUGUUAGGAACAGCAAAGAUCUUACGAAGGAUCCUAGAAACCUAAGGCUAUAGGAAAUAGCUUGAUGAUACGAGACCAACGAUACAACUAGUGGUGUACGAUAUGAACAACAACGAUGAUGAUGAUAAUAAUAAUAAUAAUAUUAUCAAUCCUACAGAUCGAUAAUAUUAGAGCCUGCCCGAAUUAACCUUUUUAAAGAAUUAGGAAUUAGGAAUACGAGAUUUUAUUCUUUUUAACUUGUUUUCUUUUUUAAUAUCAGAGACGGAUAACUCUCGUUUGUAAUGACUUAAUUUAGAACUCUAGAACUGCCUGCAAGAGUCAUUGACCGCAUCUGAGCCGCAACGAAUGUAUUUUGCGAAAUCGUCAUUGACACAGUGAUUGCUAUUUUUAUGAUUUAUGAAAUUCUUAAUGUUAUAUAGUGCUUAAUACUUACUUCAAAUAUUUCUGUAAAUUAUGUAAAUUAUAAAAUUAUUAUAACUAUUCUCAAAGGAGACUAUUUUAUGGCUAUGUUUGAUGGACGAAGCGCUAAAAUUUAGAUAACAAAAUAUUGUAGCGGCAAUCGUCUCAUUUUUCUCACGUUAGGUCUAUCAGUUGUCUCUGGGACUAUCACAGAUUACAAUGUACAAGUAGCCUGGACCAAUACUGAUAUACCAGAACACAUUAAAGAGUACUUUAUUUUCUACAAGCCAGUCAGAGAAGAGAAUCAGCAAAUCAAAAAUGGCUGGAGUUUCACAAGGUCCUCCCAGCCCUUGGCCACACUGGCUCCUCUUCAGCCUGCUACCGAAUAUUCUGUUUUUGUGCUGGGUUACACGUCAAGCCGCAAAGUGUAUGGAAGCAAUGACGUUAAUUUUAUUACCACUGGAGGUAUUGUAGACUAGUAUUUUUUGCUAUAAAUGUCAUAAAGACCUACUUCAAUACUGUCAACAACGAGAGUAAGAUUCAUUCAUUCAUUCAUUCAUUCAUUCAUUCAUUCAUCCAUCCUCCCUUCUAUUCAUUCAUUCGUUCAUUCAUAAACAGCAAACCGUGGUAUGACAAUACAUGCAGACAGUUAAAGAAACAAUUACAACACCUUGCAAGGAAAAUGAAUCCUGCAACUCGUAGGUCUUUGCAACAGGAAUAUUUUGCCCUUAAAAAGAAAUAUAAAAAACAGGUCAAAUUGAUGCAUAAGGAAUACAAAAGUGAUCUUAUUGACGAGAUAAAUGCAUUAAGCUCGGAACAUAGUCAAGACGUUUGGAGGCAAAUCAACAAACUCCGAAAAUAAAGUACGGUAGAAGAAAACACCCUAAUAUCUCCGGAAGCAUGGAUACAUCAUUUUCGACAAUUACCUUAUGAUAACAAUGAAACAAAUGAAAAUACAAAUUUUGCAAAUGUCUCGGACGAAACAGAAAAUUUGUCAGAUGAUGAAAUCUUAGGAAAACCGAUCACUCCAAAAGAAAUCCACGAACAUAUAUCGAAACUGAAGACAAAGAAAGCAAGCAGCAUGGAUUCUAUUCUAAAUGAAAUGAUCAAACAUGGUCGAUAUUUUUUGCUUCCCUCAUUAGAAAAAAUCUUUAAUGAUAUACUUAACAGCUGUAAAUUCCCGACUGAAUGAAAUAUUGGCGUGAUAAAACCCAUUUACAAAAGGAAAGGUGAUAGAAGGUCCCCAGCAAAUCAAAUCACUUUGACAAGUUGCUUGGGCAAAUUGUUCACAUCAAUUUUACAAUCCAGGUUGAAUAAGUAUAUCGAAAUCCAUAACAUUCUCAACCCAGAACAAUUCGGAUUCAGACCAAACGCUAGAACAACAGAUAAUUUAUUCAUCUUGCAACAACUCCUUCAUAAGUACAGCAAACAGCAUGAAAAACUUUAUGUUGGCUUUAUUGACUAUGAAAAGGCUUUUGAUAGUGUAUGGCAGUCUGGAAUGAUACAUAAACUACAAAAGGAAGGAAUAAAAGGAAAAUUCCUGAAGGUCAUCAAAUCGAUGUAUUCAUCAAUUAGGAGCUGUGUGAAGGUUAAUCAAAACACAAUGACUGAGAGCUCCCUAUGUAACAAAGUUAUACGGCAAGGGGACGGCUUAAGCCCAGUGUUAUUUUCUUUAUUUAUGACUGACUUCCCGGAGUAUUUUAGAGUACAUAACUGCCCUGGGGUAAAGUCAGGUAAUCAAUCACUAAAUUGACUGAUGUAUGCUGAUGAUCUGUUAGUAAUUAGUAAUUCACCAGAGGGAUUGUAACAAUCGCUGAAUGUAAUUCAUAAACACGCUCAAGAAUGGAAGCUCAAAGUAAAUACUAAAAUUCUAAUAUCAUCAUAUUUAGCGGAAAUUGACAAAACAAAAACAAAACAGAUUUCAAAUACGCAAAUGAAAGUAUAGAAAUUGUUAACAAGCAAACAUACCUAGGAACAGAAAUGACAUCAUCUGGUCGUUAGGCCUAUGCAAGGGAAAUUCUUAGUAAAAAGGCUACCAAAAUUGUCUUCACAAUUAAACGAUUACUCUCCAACAUUGAUUCUUCAGCGGUCGAGAUAAGGAAUAAACUUUUCGAUGCCCUUGUUAAACCUGUACUACUUUACGGUUGUGAAAUAUGGGGUCCAGAACUACUAUCUAGUUAUAAGACACAUUUUGAUAAAAGUAUAAUUGAGCAAGUUCACAUUAAACUCUGUAAACAAACAUUAAAUGUCCCAUGGUACACAAAAAAAAAUCCUGUAGAGCGGAACUUGGCCGAUACCCUCUAUCUAUAGAUACGAAGGCCUCCCUUUUAUGUUACUGGCAAAGAUUAGAACAAAAAUCAGACAACCCUCUCUUAAAUGAAGCGUUUAUUUAUUUAUCUAUUUUUUUGAUUGGUCAUGCCGCGUGGGAAAUUUGAUUCAAGCAAUCAGAACCACUACCCAGAUCAGGGUAGUGACGCGUCAUCAGUGUGGAAUUCUCGACUGCAGGGUGUUUCUGAGUGGCUUAGCCUUGGGCAAUGCUUGAAAACACACUUGUUGUUGUUUUAGGUCUUGGGUCAUACAUAUAAUGCGUAGUUAGCUAAUUAAACUAUUAACUCAGACUGAGAACGUAUUCUUGGCUCGCUCUGGAGAAAAAGAUAAUUAUUACGUUAGCUUUUAGAUUUUACUACGUUUUAUAUGUUCUGCAUUGUAGUCUUCUUAGAUGCAUACCCUCAAGGGUUAAACAAGCUCUCGCAAGGAUAGCGAAAGUUUAGCGUGUUUUUAGGAUAGCCACUAUCUUGAACCUCUCAUGCUAUACUACGAAAUAAUUACCUGCGUCUGCAAAUUGAGCGAGACCAACGUCAGACUAACAGGGGAAAAACUGAGCGCUUGAGAAAUUAGAUUUUAACUCUCCGCGCUUGGAAACCUAUCUCUCUUAAUACUUGUAGUGUGGUUGCUAAUUAAGUAAGGCAGGUAUUGAAAUGUGUUAAAAUUACUAUCUAUUUUUUUUGCAGUAAUCGUGCCAACAACCACAAUGAUGCCAACGACACGUUAGUAUAUUGAUAUUAUAUUUUUCUCAUUACACAAAAGCAGACUAGAAAGAUGUUUUUAAUCAGUAACAGGCGGCUCGGAAGAAAAAAUCCGAGCCUCACUUGGGACCAAAAUUUGUCUUAAAUAACGCGAUGGCGGCCUGACUUAUGAUUAUCCGUAUUAUGAGUCUGCAUACCACGGUAGGGAAUAUCUGUAAAUUAAGGUCUUGUCGGGAAAGUAAAACAAUCCGUGAUGCAUUGACCUGUUCUAGAGCGGAACAUUUUAUGUGUUACCUAAAGAUGUGUGUUGUUUUAGCCUUGAAAUCCAGGACAGUGAAUUUGAAUAGACCAUUAACUGACUUUCGCUUUACAUACUGCUUUCUUUUGCAAAUCAUCAUUAUAAUAAUAACAAUAGUAAUAAUAAUAAUAAUAAUAAUAAUAAUAAUAAUAAUAAUAAUAAUAAUAAUACUAACAAUAGUAAUAAUAAUUAUUAUAAUAAUAAUAAUAAUUUUUUUAAUUAAAAUGAUACAAAACUUGAUUCAUAGAUUUAAAAAAAUAAACUAUUUACAGAUUCAAGAAUAUGAAAUAUUAAAAUAUAUACCCUAUGUACAUUCUUCUUGUGUACGAAAGAGAAUUUUCGUAAAAUGACUAUCUAAAGACUACUAAUAACAAUUGUAAAAGGCAUCAAAAAGUUAAUAAAAAAAAUAAAAACUAUUUAAAAAUAAUAAUUCAAACUGAUAAAAAGUUACUACUUAAGAGUGUGUCCAUGAGAAAACCAGGCAGAAGCAGGCAGGAGGUGAUAAUGCUCAAAUCACCGAUUUCGCUCAAACUUGGCACAAAUGUUAGGUAUCAGGAGUUAGCUUAUGUGACAGAAUUUCAGGUCAAAAUAUUAAAUUCCCUGGGAGAUCCGGGCUCCCCCUGUAAAAAUCGCCAUUUUGCCCGUUUAUGCAUAAUUAAUUAGCUAACUUUACGAUGCCAGUGCAACAAACAGAAAAGCCACCUGGAACUUAAAUGCACUGAGAGAUAAUCUGACAUCAUAAGACUUUAAGCACAAUAAACUGUUUAAAGUCGCCGAUUCAUUCCCCCUCUUAGCCCCCCUUAAGUUGGGUCAUCAUUUCCAGGUUUUGAGUAAGACGUAAAAUUAGGAUACUUUAUUCCCAAAUAUCUCUGAUGAGCAACCGCUUAUCUUUAUAACUUUUGCAUGAGUAGUUAAAGCUAUCACUUAAGUUGACAAAAAGAUCAUAAAAAGUUUGGGCAAUUCACUUUCUUCCAUGUGUUGACAUAAACUGUUCAUGUGACUGAACGACUUUUGCAUAUUUCAUCAAAAUUCAGGCCCUCACAAUAUUCGUGUGUUUGCCUUUGAAUGAGGAGAAAUCGAACAAAAAAACUCAUAGGACAAUGAUUUAACAUUAAUAAGGGUAAAUUCAUAAAAAUUGUUGUGCAAGAAACGCUAACGAUGAUUUUUGAUAGCUAUAUACGCGAUCUUUUCAUGUAAAAACAACAUACAAAGAUUUAAUUCACAGUUCUACUUACUUUAACAAUUUCGCCCUAAAAACAAUAUAAACGAUCAAUAAAAUCCAUAUACGUAUCUCUUAGAUGUCUCAACUGCUAGUUUGUGCCCGCUUUGAUUUGUUCUUCAUGCCACCUUCGAUGUCCAGUUCAGCGUAGUUCAGCGUCGUGACUCGCUGUACGACUAAAAUUCCUUAGCCAUCAGUUCACGCACCAAAAUCCAAAUCAAGUUGUUUUAGGACAAAACAAUACGAAAGGUAAAAAGCCGAUUCUUAACCCAUUGAAAGAAUUAUUUCUGCCACUGUUGUAGCUCAAUUCACUUGUUGCAAACGUCCGACAUCUUUGACAUUAUAUGGAGCCCGCAUUUUUAAGCAGCGGUUGCCACCACACGGAAACACUGUAUCGGGAGUCAGGAACCAGGAGCCAGGAGCCAGAGUUCAGUGAACAAAAUGAUUUUCCGACAUUCUCUGAGAUUAUUUUAUUGUUAUUGUAUGCUGAUAAAUAAUUAAGAAUUCCAAAUCUUUUGGCAACUUUAUUCAGACCAUGAUUAUAAAUGAUCCCAUGUCUUCUCAAACUCGGAGAGAGAAGUCGUUUUGACGGUCUUCGUGUUUUGCAAAGAACUAUUUGUUCUAUUUUAGUUGCACGUGAAAUAGCAGCGAAGUGAAGUCGGAUGUUGGUGCAGACCAGUUCAAAGAGACAAAUAAAGCGUGAGACACGUCCAGAUUGGCUUGCGACAAGAAUUCCAUUUUUUUUUUCAUACUGGAGUCCCUUCUCCCCGGGGGAGUGUCCAAAUUGAGUACAAAUGCCCUACCCUGCUGGCACCAGAUUUGACUGUCAUAAACAGUGAAUUUUUUUAUCUCGCACGGUCUUUUGGGAGUCUUAUAAAGCUUAACUGUGGCACUAAUGUUCCCAAGUAGAAUUCAAAAUACACCACACUUUCACAUUGAGUUAGAUAUUUUUCUCAAAGAACCGCUUCCAUAUGUUUAACACCCUUCCCACAUUCCCUCCGAGAGAUACGGUCUGACUACAAAAAGGGCUAUUAUGGACCAUUAUUAUCAUGGUAAUUAAUGUUAUGUCAACAUCGAAUAAACCCAAAAUUUCAAGUAACACGACUUUCACAACCUAUUUUCAACACACCAGUUAUAACAGGAUAUUGGGGCGUACAACAAUGGAUAGCGUAUUCCGCAUUCCGGAGUCCGGUAGUCCGGCGUCACAGAUUCAAUCUUUUUGGCAGAGUCUAAAGUCAAAGAUGGAGGAUGUUCGAGCAGGUGGUUGUUUUCUGUUGAUAUAGACGGAUUGUCAGUGAUCCUUCUUGUCCUUUGAGAAUGAUUUUGUUCUUUCUGACUACAACUUAUUUCAAAGACUUCGAAUGUUCGGUGAAAAGCCGACACUUUUAAUUCUGCAAUGUUUCAAGAUGUUUCGAUUUCAUUACCUCGUCACGAAGUAACGCCACAAAGGACCAGACGAAACUGGAGCAGCAAAUCUGGACUAAAGCACCUGAGAGACGUGUAUGUAACAUUUAUUCACUAUCUUUUAUCCUUUUUGAGUCUUGUUUCACCUACAAGUUGGACCGAUCCGAGUUUUGAACUAACUCUUUUGCUCCUUGUGUUUACUCAAGCGUUCCAUAAAAUAUCCAUCCAAACGUCCAUAAAUAACACAGAAAACAUGCCUCAGGUGACACGUUCUAACAAUUCCGCUAUUAGUAUCGAUAAUGACGCAUCUGAUUUGUGACUUCUCGUCAACUGUGUGCUAUUUUUGUUUAAAAAAACGAAUGUUAAGUUUCUUCCAAUUUUGGUCAAAUGACAAAUAAGCGUCAAGUCAGAUGUACAUAAUACGUCAUUAUUGAUAAAGUAUGAGAUUGCCCAAAUAUUUUAUGAUUGAUUUGAUAACCUUAGAGAUGUCUUUCAAAGAAUAUGUGAGAAUUAAGUACAUAGGUUGUUGCUCAUGGGAGAUGUUAGCCACUAAAAUACCUUAAAUUUAGGGUUUGUUAAAACAGUGAGAAGAUGUCCUUACUUUAGGCUAAAUAAUAGGAAGAGAUCGAAUUAGAGAGUAAAAAUAGAUUACUGAGCGUUAAGUUUGAUAAACAUAGAAGAUGAUAAAGUUGAUUAGAUUUGAAAUUGUCUUUUCUUCUUGUUGAACAGCCAAACCAAAGUCAGCUAAUUAAUUAUGCAAAAAUGAGUAGAUUUUGUCGUUUUUAGGGGGGUCCCUGUAAAUCCCAGGGAAUUCAAUAUUGCGACCUUAUUUUUUGUCGAGGUUAAUAUCUCACCACACCCAUCAAUUGUGCCAAGUUUGAGCGAAAUCCGUGAUUUGAGCAUUAUCACCUCCUGCCUGGUCCUCUCAUGGACACACUCUUAAAUUCUGGCUUGCGCACUUUCCGGUGUAAUGUCAAUGUCAGAUAUAUUGGCUGCUCUUCUCUUGCUCCUGGUUCUGGUUAAUAAUAAUAAUAAUAAUAAUAACAAUAAUAAUAAUAAUAAUAAUAAUAAUAAUUUUUUUUAAAAGUAAUCAAAUCUUUUAUUGAUAACAAAGCUAACUAUAAAAUCCUAUUUACAAUUAAUUUCACUUAAAAAAAACUAUUCCGUCCAAGCACUAUUUACAUUAUUCCUUUCGAUUGAAAGAAGAAACUUAAUUUCGAUUGAAAAAUAAUAAUAAUUAUUAUUAUCAUUAAUUAUUAUCAUUAAUUUUAAUAUCAUUAAUUAUCAUUUAUUAUCAUUAAUUUUAAUACAAAACUAAUAAUAAUAAUAAUAAUAAUUAGUAUUUACCAAAUCAAUGAAUUGCAAUUUUCCCUCGUUUUGAAUGGCUCCCGUAACUCGGAAUAUCCUUGGCUAUUCACUGUUUUGCAACCGGAGCCAAGAUGGUGUCUCGUUUCGAGACAUUUCCGGAAGACGAAAUUUGUGCGAUAAAUGAAGCAUUCGUACAAACAAAUACCAAGAAAGCGACGAACUUUGGCUUCUCGGUGUUCACUGGUUAGGUAGAAAAUUAUUUUCAUGCUGAACUUGCAACAAAAUCGUAAAAUGCACUUGACAAAAUCCCCGAAAUGCUUGUAAAUUGUAAACAGAGUUCCUACCACGUGACGUUUUAAUUUACAGAAAGUUACUUUUUUUUUCAGUUUUAUCCAGCUGAUUUGGUAAAUACUAAAAAAACUAUCCUCCUCAGUGUCGGUGAACAGCGCUAGAUAGAUACCUCGACGCUUCCCUUCGGGGAAUAGUUGUAUAUAGUAAUAGUACUGUAAUAAUAACCACAUACAUCUCUGUUUCAGCGCCUGUGAAACGGUUGUACCCUUACGAAGGAGACACACUUAUCGACUUCAAACUCAAAUGUGAAAAAAUCAAAAUACCAAGAGGAGGGAUAAGAAUCUAUGGGAAACGUCACAGAAAAUGCUUUGUAUGUAAUAUUAUGUAUCAUUUGUUUAACGAUAGUCAAGUUUUUAUUGAUCAAGACAUAUCAGUGCCCGCGUACGGCUGUUAUUUCAUUGAUUUUGUGAUUUUACUGAGCGAUAACACCUUGUAAUUGGUGCUUUUACCCUUUGACAACCGCUUUGUUUAUUUUCACCCCCACUGGUUAACCAUUAAGCUUCCAGUUUAAGAUACUUAGUUAGGAAACAGCAAAAUCAGCAAGAACAAGCUUGUUCUCUUAACAAGAAUAGAUAUUCUCAAGUGUUCCUCCUUCUGCAAUCAGUUUUAAAAAUCCCGAUCCAUUAAUAUUGCAUUUUUUGUAUCACGAUGUCAGAUAUGUCCAAAUGGCGUAAUCCAGUUUGAGAGGAAUAGAAUAAAUCAGCGCCCAUACCCAUUUGGUCAAAGAUGGUGGUUGAGAUUUAGUUCAAUAAUAGCACCAUACUGGACACGAGUCGAUCUUGGACGCUCAUUCACCAAUUCAAUAUCCAAAGUGUAUUAUCACAUCUAUACCGGACAAGGAGCCUAUGAAACCUUAAGCAAGGCCACAUCUGACGUGUUGAGUGUAUACCAAAGCAAACUUCCAGAAGGAAAAACAUUCCAAGCCUCUUGGGUUUGUGUUGUGACAUGGGUGAAUCUCCGCCCCGCGGAUUUGAAUGAUUUUACGGAGACCCUGGUAAGAUUUAAGCCUUGUUGGAGCCUGGGCACCUUUUCUGUUAGCCAAUCCAAUAUAUACGAAAAUAUGCGCCUUAUCAGGACCCAUUUGCAUGGAUAUCCUGCCCUAGGCUUUUGGAUAACCGUCCAUUUGUCUACAGCCCCGUUUAUAAGGACAAAAAAUUGUCACGGGUACGGAAGAGUCACUCCGCCUAUCCGUGCUGCUUUCGGCGUGCCAACUUUUCCUACAUUCCAUUAAAAAGCAUUGCGAGCCGCCGCCGUUUAACUAGAAACAUAAGGUUGCUCGGUUAGAACGGGGUCAUUCUUUUUUAAUGGUGGAGGGGUCACUCACCUAACCGGGCCCACUUUACUAUAUGAAAACUUUGGCUCGCCCAGCCGGGUCAACAGCUCGGUCAAGGCGAGACAAUAAGAGCGUGCGUGAACGCUGCUGGCUCAGACGAAGGAGUCAACUUUUUUUCUCAUAUAAACGCUGGCUUAAUUUGACUAGGCUGGGAGGGUGGCUGUCUUUCCAGGACAACUUGUCUUCAUUUAAACGGUGCCUAAGUAACUUUCAGUUUUUCUACUUAAAAGCUUACAACGAUUUUCGGAGGUUGUGCUUUUCACAAAUUAUAUUACCAAGUUAUUGCGAUUAUUGUUAAAAAAGGGAACCUGAAUAUUUCAGUAAAAACACUAUACGUCCCCUACAAUUUUCUUGUAAAAGUACACUAACCCCAUGUCCUCGAGUCGUUAACAGUUUCGGAUGGCGGAAACAAAUGCAAAAAGUCGCCUUAAAACUUUCGAGACGGCCAAAGUUCUCCUAUGGUAUCCCAACGGAUGAAAAUACUUUAGAAAAGCUUCAAAUUAACCAAAUAGGUUUUUAGGGCAUAGAGAAAACCAUUUCAGACACUUCUGACGUAUUUUUCACGUUUGGUCGUUAGAUGCCCAUGAAGCGUUAAGAGCACUAACCUAAGUGCAAAAGGACGCAACAACCUCCAACAUUGCUGGCCAACAAUGUUGGGAGUUGUUACGUCCAUUUGCCCGUGGCUAAAAGUUUGACCGGUUUCAAACUUUGCGCAGCAACUCCCAACAACACACAAGAACAAAAGCAACAGAGUGAGUGUGCAAAUGGGCGGAACAUGUAACAUCCAACAAUGUUAGGAGUUUUUGGUUAACAAUAUGGCGUCCGUUUGCACUGUGCUUUACGCUCCUUUAUGUUUGGCAAUUAUUAGAUAAUAGUUGUUAAGUAAGACAAAAUGUAACUGGUGAUUUCUGUUUGCUUUGUCUUCAGGGGAACACAUUUCAAGCAGUUAUCGUCACUGACAACAUAUUCUCUUUCGUUAUAUUUAACUAUCCUCAUAACGGCAUUCAAUAUUCUGCUCCAACCAGCCGGUAAGUGCAAAGCACCCUGAAUUAUUAUGCACAUUCAAUCACCCCCUCCAUCGACUCUCACCAACACUCGCCCCUUGGAAUUCGCCCUUCACGAUUGCAGGAGAAAAUACUCAGAUAGCAAAAACUAGGUGUAAGCAGCUUGCACUUACAAGGAAAUUUAUUCUCGAAAAAUGAUAAGAAAAGUUAUGGAAUGGAAUCAAGAAGUAAUCUUUGGAUAGAUUCAUAAAAAGCAUUUGUACACGCUGUCAAAUUUGUCGGUUUAAGUUUUUGUGUUAACAGUUUCCAUAAAAACUGUAACACCAUGCAGUCAUGUCGUGUCAGAUGUCCGUAAGAAAGAAAAGUGAUAAUUCUGAAGGCCGCAUACAAAACUGCUGUAUGAUUCAGUUAUCAAACAAGGAGAGUCUAUUACGUCUAGUCGUUACUUGUCAUUUUAUCACCGGCCUGGUCCUUUUUCGCGAGAUAUCUGUGACCAGUGCUACCCUACCCUAGCCUAAAUUUUGGCAAUCUUUAACAGUGUAACCUAGGAGGAGUGGUUUCUUAAGCAAGCAACCGUUUGCUUUUCCAUCGAGCAUGCGCUCCACGUGAUGCCUACGUGAAAACGUCAAACGACUUCACUUCCUCUUGUUUCGCAAGAGACAUAAAUGAAUUUAAGGGCCUGUUUGCAUCAAAGUGGGGGACCCUUGGUAGGUGAGGUAAGAUGUGGCGGGUCACCCCACCUAUUAUGUAAACGUGAUCAAAUUAAAAUUAAAUUCGGAUUUAGUCCAUAGGAAUUCAACUCCAGUUGGGUUCUCCUGCAAUUGACAAAGAGCGAAAAAGAGCGGAAAUUCCCAUCAGGCUCGCUUUAAGGCAGCACUUGUAAGCGUAAGCAAUAGCCUGCUAGCAGGCUCACUUAUGCGGGCUACGUAACCAAAUGUGCGAGAGCCUUAACUUGUUUUUAAACAGUUUUUAACCUGUUCAAAGUUAAUUUAUUCGCUCAUGGCGCUGGACAGGGGCUCGAUCGAAGAAGCAAACGGUCACUCGUAGUGGUUUAUCGCCCUCUCUAGCGUAGCGUCCGGCCUGAAAAAAUCCACUGCUCCCAGGGUAUUAGCAGUGCUGAGUUAGUAUGCAAAUCUUAAAAUGGAACAUUCGAUGUUUAUACAUGAUGCACUACAAUAAUCUGCACUUCAAAUAGCAUUAAUGUAUUCUCUGAAGUAAUGCCUGUUGGAACGGUUGAAUAGAAGCAGCAAAUAAUUAUAACAGCGACGAACUAGGGAACCUAGCUAGUUAGGUCGGUAUCGUGAUGUAAGAGUAAUUGAGUAGGCUGAGUAGAAGAGGCCAGAAUGUGUUUGUCCUUUAAAGAGCCAAUUAGGGAUUCCACUAGAACAUAUAUAGACCAUGUCCCGAAAAGAGUAGCCCGUCGGGGGACCUUCACUUAUGAGUGUUUUCUGGCUUGAGAUAACAUAUACAUUUUUAACAGACAGAAAUGCCUUUUUCCACCCUUUUUACAGGUCAAACUACAAAUAUUUUACCGACUAUGAGUUCCUACCUGUCAUUGGUUUCAACGCAGGAGACGACGACAACAAUUUUCUUAAUAUCAAAAGGUAUGCAAUUUUCGGGCUGAAACUUCAACGUUUACUAGGGAGCGUAAGCAACUACGACGACGACCACAACGACGACUUCAAAAAGCCAAAGGGGGUUUAAUGAUUAAAACAACAGCUCUACACGUGCAUCACGCUUUAAAGUACAUUUCUUUGACUUCCACUGUACGACUACGACGUAAAACCUCUUAAUUUGACGUUUUAUGGGAGACGUGGACAUACGACGACGAAUUUUCCUUCCUCUUUUUGAACCUGAAUAUAAUCCUUAAGAAUUCAACUCCAGGAAAACUCGCCUGAAUUUGACAUAUUGAGUGGGUCAAAAUAGACGCAAUUAAGUUUGAAAGCACGCAAAUUCAUUUUUUUACCGACGUUUUCACUGCCGUCGUCGUUCGCGUCGUCCUUGCUUAACAAAUGAGUCGCCAUCAAGGGUUAGGUACUGAUUAGGACAAGGUCAUAGUAGCGGACAUGGGGAGGUAUUUCUGCAGGGUUUAUUGUAAAGAAAACUUAUUACAAAUGUAACGAAAUUUAUCUUAGGUGUGGAAGAAUUUUCGAUAUUUUGUGGGCGCUUUUUGGAUCUGAGAUGAUUAUAGCUAACUAGGCGCUACGCAUCUCUUUGCCUCUUUGCGGCCAUCUCAUAUCCAACGCGUACUCGUGGAAUAAUUGUUAAUUAAUUCAUGAGAAUUUUGCGUGAUUUUUAUUACAAAUAGUUCAAGGAGCUGAAAUAGUUUGUCAAUACACAAAGGCAGAUGAAAUAUAUAUGUUCAAACCUUGGUCUCAAUGAACUGACUGUUGGACUUUGUUGUCACGUAACAGGUCAGGUACUGUUGAAGCUGAAAGCAUUGACAACCUUCCUGGAAACCAGGAAAACAUCCCCGGACGAUGGAUCAUGCGACUUGAGAAUUCUGCUGGCGAAGAGGAUAGCGAUUUCAAUUGCGUAGUCUGGCUUGAAAAGCACGAGCUAGACCUAGAUUUUACCAACUCUACUAAACCGGACCCUUGUCCCUGUACGUUGGAUCAGGCAAGAGUGGAUAAUAGGUAUACAUGGGUUGAGUCAAUUUUUCCCUAUACAAGGUGCUACUACACGGUCAGGCGCUCUAGUAAUAACCACGGUAGAAAGUGUUGUUACUUCAUAAACGCCAAUAAAUUGGGAGCCUUGAUUAUUGGACCGCGUCGUGGUGGUACAAUUGACCGCUUCCAUAAGCUAGUUCCAGAAUUAAAGGAUGACCACACAGAAAGUGACGUCUUGGGGUUUCAAUAUUGCUGCAUUGGAGCAAUCAAAAGGGGGAGACUGUGCAAGUUAUAUUACCAAUUGCGGCCAUCUGAGGGCUGUGAAGCUUAUGUUCCCCCGGUUCAAGGUAGGAUAUUCUUGCCCUUUUGUGUUUUACUUAUUUAUUUUUGGCUUCUCAAUUGUAAGCGAUUUAACUUUUUGCCUCAUUUUUGGCAACAAGAAAAGUCAAGAACAUUAAAGAACAGACAAUUAUGGGAUGACGAAGCUGAGUACGUGUAAAAGCUGAACCAGUCAGUUUGUUUUUCAUUCAAAAUAACUUAAACUUGGCUCGAAAAAUCCUAACAGUUCCUGGGCAUUUUAGGACGCGACUUUCUGUCGAAUUUUGAUGCCUUUCUGCGAUCUGUUUCAGUCAAUUGUUUAGCUAUUGUCAUUACCAGCGGUGUAAAAAAAUCAAUUGGUCUUCGAAAAAGUUUUCAAAACGUGCAACCUCGAUUCAAAGUGUACGCGAACUCGCGAUAUGGCCAACCGCUUCCUGUCAUUGGAUAUCCCAUUUAAUUUUCACGGCUCUUAGAAUGUCUGCUGAAACUAAUAAGGAUGGCGUAUAAUGAAAGAGGGACAGUGUGUGUGUCAUUUCUAAAUCACCCAAGCGUUUCUCUCUUUCUUCUUAUUCAAAAAAACGCAUUUUUAGAUGAAAGUGUUUACAUUUAAUUUUACCGUUCUUUGCGAAUUCAGAAGUGGCCCAUUGUUAUCUCUAAUUGUGGGUUAAUGGGACCCUUUAUGUUAGCUGACAUGGAGAGAGCGGACGGGCGGUACUACUAAUAAUCACCUUACCCCAUGCGCUCCAGAGCUUUGCUGAAAAAGGAAACAAACAAAUAAAUAAAAGCAACAAAUUAUUACAAUUAAGCGCUCAACACACAGUACUCACUUGAUUCAAAAGACAUAAAAACUUGACUAGACCACGUCAGGUUCUUUGAAAAGUAUCUUGAAAUUUUUGUCGAGAUUUUACUUAUGAUUACCAACUGCUGUCUUGUAUCGCAGCUCCUACUUUUGGAGAUCCUCAUGUUGUGACACUAGACGGCAGAAACUACACUUUUCAACGGACUUGGUGA
Molecule: messenger RNA, 30483 nt
Organism: Porites lobata
Lineage: Eukaryota; Metazoa; Cnidaria; Anthozoa; Scleractinia; Poritidae
Source: the annotation of a GenBank genome assembly